Molecule: messenger RNA, 1593 nt
Organism: Osmerus eperlanus (European smelt)
Lineage: Eukaryota; Metazoa; Chordata; Actinopteri; Osmeriformes; Osmeridae
Gene: hgh1
Product: HGH1 homolog (S. cerevisiae)
Exons: 6
Coding region: 223-1383 (386 amino acids)
Source: RefSeq, a predicted model, not a curated record
AAUCAGAGACCAAUACAGUAUUACAGGGCGGAAAUGUUUGUGUAAUCGGUAAUCCCAUUGGAUCCAUGGAACGUCACUCAAAUACGAUCACGGAAGGAGCAACAGCAUGGCUACAAGCGUGUGAGAGAAGGUGUUGUAGCUCAUCCUGGUUCAGUGUAGACCUGCACCGGUGUAGACUGUCCUGCGCACAGCCGUGACCCAGACAGAACGAACCAGUCGGCCAUGUUGAGUGAGGGCAAGGCAGGGGAGCUCCUCUCAUUCCUGGGCGCGGACACCCGCCCGGACGUGAAAAGCCACGCUACCGGCUACCUGCUGGGCCUCUCCGGAUCCAGGGACGGCUGCCGCAGCCUCCGCUCCCAGCCCCAGCUCCUCCACGCCCUCCGCGACCUGACCUCCGACCCCUCCAUCGCCAUAGCGAAGGACUGCUUCCACGCCCUGGUCAACCUCUCUGCCGACGAGACGCUGCACCAGGUGCUGCUGUCGGACCAGGACUUCCUGCCGCCGCUGCUGCGGAACCUGUUCGACCCCUCCUUCCUGUUCUCGGACCGCGUGAGCACCAUCCUCACCAACCUGUCCCGGCACCGGCCCAGCUGCGGGCCGGUGCUGCAGGCCGUGCAGCAGCAGGAGGGGGGGAUGGCUGGGCUGGUGGAGCUGUUCUGCUCCGAGGGCCCCCAGCAGGCGGCCCCUCUGCACUACCUGGGGCCACUGCUGGCCAACCUCUCCCAGCUGCCUGAGACCAGGGCCUUCCUACUGGACCAAGACAGGUGUGUGAUCCAGAGGCUCCUCCCCUACACGCAGCAUGACUCCGCCAUCAGACGGGGGGGCGUGAUUGGUACACUGAGGAACUGCUGCUUCGACCACGCCCACCAUGAGUGGUUGCUAGGCGACGCGGUGGACAUCCUGCCCUUCCUGCUGCUCCCGCUGGCGGGGGGGGAGGAGCUUAGCGAGGAGGAGAACGAUGCGCUGCCCCCCGACCUGCAGUACCUGCCGGAGGACAAGCAGAGGGAGGACGACCCCGACCUGAGGACCAUGCUGCUGGAGACGCUGCUGCUGCUCACAGCCACCAAACAUGGCCGGCAGGUGAUGAAGAAUGUUUAUCCCAUCAUGAGAGAGUUCCACAAGUGGGAGAAGGAGCCUCAGGUGGUGUCAGCCUGCGAAAAGCUGGUCCAGGUGCUGAUUGGGGACGAGCCGGAUGAAGGGAUGGAGAACCUGCUGGAGGUGGAGAUCCCAGCAGAGGUGGAGGAGAAGCUGAAGGACGCAGAUAUUAAAGAGGAAGAGCAGAUGAAGAGAGAGGAGGAAGAACUGCAGAAAAAGCAAGGGGAAGAAGAGGAGAGAAAGGAGGAGGAGGAGAGAUUGAGAACAGGAGGAGAGAGGGAGGACUAGAGGAGAGAGAACAAGAGGAGGAGAGGUAAAGAGGAGAGGGAGGACUGGAGGAGAUUCUGAUGGACUCAAGACACAACCCUACUUCUGUUUAACAGAACACAUAACCACCAAGUCAAUGACCACUGUGGGACCUCUAACACAUCAGACACAGUUGUAGUUCCAGACCAGAAAUCCACAUUUAUUAAAAAUAAACGUUUCAUUUAGUUUUCA